Molecule: messenger RNA, 1068 nt
Organism: Harmonia axyridis
Lineage: Eukaryota; Metazoa; Arthropoda; Insecta; Coleoptera; Coccinellidae
Product: craniofacial development protein 2-like
Exons: 2
Coding region: 1-1068 (355 amino acids)
Molecular function (GO): catalytic activity
Source: RefSeq, a predicted model, not a curated record
AUGAUCAAGUCUCCUUUAUCAUCUAUAUCGUCGAUGACCAAGAAGAAGGACAAAGGAAGCAGCAAAUAUGGGGAAUACAUACUGAUUUAUAGCGGCAAGAAUAAGAAUGAAAGAGCAGCAUCAGGAGUAGGCCUACAGUUACAUGAAAAAUUUGAAACCCAUAUCAGCGAUGUUAAAAACAUUGACGACAGACGAUUACAUGUGACAGUCGGACUACAAAUAUCACAUCCAACACACAUUUUAAGUGUUUAUGCACCCGAUACGAGUAAACCUCAAGCAGAUAUAGGCUUAUUCUACCACACAUUACAAACAACUUUGGACGAUAUAGCUAACGAGGAUGAAAUAUUAAUCCUUGGAGAUUUCAAUGCGAGAAUUGGUGAUGAAGCUAUAUCUGAUGGUAUCAAGAAUCGAUUUAACGAGGAGACAAUGAAUGAGAGCGGUGAUCAAAUGGUACAAUUGUGCAUGCAGGAUGAACUAAGGAUCAAUAACACCUUAUACCCACAUAAACCACAACAUAAGUACACCUUCGAAAAUACACGAGGGCAUAGGUCAAUAAUAGACUACGUGGUCUCAAAUAAAAAUAUCCAUCCGACAAGAAAACAGGACGUACGAUCACUAGCUUCCGCCAAUGCUGGAACGGACCACCAUCUUGUAUUGGCAAAAAUACGAACAGAUGUGCAACCACCUCAUAAGAAAUCCACCGAGACAAGAAGUAUAUUUAAUAUAGAAUCCCUUUCCGACGACUCAACUAAACAGCUGUAUCGGCAAAGGCUCCGAAGAAAAAUAGUUGCGAACAACAUCCAAGACUUCGACGACGUCGAAACGGCGUGGGCAAAAUUAAGAACUAAUAUACUUGAAGCAGCAGAGGAGGCAUUUGGAAAAAGAACUAUAAAGAAAGGGGGAAAACCAAAUACGAAACCCUGGUUUAAACAAGAAGUUAAGAUGCUGGCCGAAGAGAAGAGAAAAUCUUACUUACAAUAUAGAUCUAAUACGGUGACAUAUGAUGAGUAUAAAUCUGUGAGGAAUAGGGUCAACGAAAAUAUCCGGAAAAUAAAAAGGGAUCAUUGA